Pogoniulus pusillus (Red-fronted tinkerbird) is the source of this 3221-nucleotide messenger RNA. It is a transcript of the gene VIL1, whose product is annotated as villin 1. Gene Ontology annotation, biological process: cytoskeleton organization; regulation of lamellipodium morphogenesis; actin polymerization or depolymerization. Gene Ontology annotation, molecular function: actin filament binding; phosphatidylinositol-4,5-bisphosphate binding. Gene Ontology annotation, cellular component: actin cytoskeleton; lamellipodium; cytoplasm. NCBI's taxonomy places the organism in Eukaryota, Metazoa, Chordata, Aves, Piciformes, Lybiidae. The transcript has 19 exons. Bases 1 to 2481 code for a protein of 826 amino acids. The record is from RefSeq and is a predicted model, not a curated record.
AUGGUGGAGCUCAGCACCAAAGUCAGCAGGACGCUCAACAAGACCACGCCGGGCAUCCAGAUAUGGCGAAUCGAGAAAAUGGAGAUGGUGCCAGUGCCCACCAAAAACUAUGGCAACUUCUAUGAGGGGGAUUGCUACGUCCUGCUGUCGACACGCAAGACUGGAAAUGGCUUCAGCUACGACAUCCACUACUGGCUGGGCAAGGAGUCAAGCCAGGAUGAGCAGGGGGCAGCAGCCAUCUACACCACCCAGAUGGAUGACCACCUGGGCACCGUGGCUGUGCAGCACCGCGAGGCCCAGGGCCACGAGAGCGAGACCUUCCGUGCCUACUUCAAGCAGGGCAUCAUCUAUAAGAAGGGUGGGGUGGCCUCGGGCAUGACUCAUGUGGAGACCAACACCUACAACGUCCAGCGCCUGCUGCAUGUGAAGGGCAAGAAGAACGUGAUUGCGGCGGAGGUGGAGAUGAGCUGGAAUAGCUUCAACAAGGGAGAUGUCUUCCUGCUGGACCUGGGCCAGCUCAUUGUCCAGUGGAACGGCCCCGAGAGCAACCGAAACGAGAGGCUGAGGGCGAUGACCCUGGCCAAGGACAUCCGGGACCGGGAGCGUGGGGGCCGUGCCAAGGUGGGUGUAGUGGAUGGUGAGGAUGAGAAUGCCUCGCCAGGGCUCAUGCAGGUCCUCACGCACGUCCUGGGUGAGAAGAGGGACAUCAAAGCAGCCAUUCCUGAUGACAAAGUGGACCAGAAGCUGAAUUCUGCCCUCAAGCUCUACCAUGUCUCCAAUGCUAGUGGCAACCUGAUUAUACAGGAGGUGGCAAUGCGACCCCUGACUCAAGACAUGCUCCUGCAUGAGGACUGCUACAUCCUUGAUCAAGCAGGUCUCAAGAUCUUCGUGUGGAAGGGCAAGAAUGCCAACAAGGAGGAGAAGCAACAGGCGAUGAACAGGGCUCUGGGCUUCAUCAAAGCCAAGAACUACCCAGAGAGCACCAGCGUGGAGACAGAGAACGACGGCUCCGAGUCAAGUGUCUUCAGGCAGCUCUUCCAGAAAUGGACUGUCCCUAACCAGACCACUGGGUUAGGCAAGACCCACACUGUGGGCAAAGUGGCCAAGGUGGAGCAGGUGAAGUUUGAUGCCACCACACUGCAUGCGAAGCCCCAGAUGGCUGCCCAGCAGAAGAUGGUGGAUGAUGGCUCUGGAGAGGUGGAGGUGUGGCGAGUGGAGAGUGGGGAGCUGGUGCCUGUGGAGAAGAAGUGGCUGGGCCAUUUCUACGGCGGGGACUGCUACCUGGUGCUCUACACCUAUUCUGUGGGGCCCAAGGUGAACCGUAUCAUCUACAUCUGGCAGGGCCGCCAUGCCAGCACAGACGAGCUGGCUGCCUCUGCCUACCAAGCUGUCAUCCUGGACCAGAAGUACAACAACGAGCCCGUGCAGGUCCGAGUCACGAUGGGCAAGGAGCCAGCCCACCUGAUGGCCAUCUUCAAGGGCAAGAUGGUGGUGUACGCGGGAGGUACCUCACGGGCAGGCGGCGAGGAGCCCGUGGCCUCCACCCGCCUCUUCCACGUGCACGGCACCAACGAGUACAACACCAAGGCCUUUGAAGUGCCUGUUCGCGCCUCCUCCCUCAACUCCAACGACGUCUUCGUGCUCAAGACCCCCAGCUGCUGCUACCUGUGGUAUGGCAAGGGCUGCAGCGGGGAUGAGCGCGAGAUGGGCAAGAUGGUGGCCGACAUCAUCUCCAAGAUGGAGAAGCCAGUGGUUGCAGAAGGACAGGAGCCACCCGAGUUCUGGCUGGCCCUGGGGGGCAAGUCCCAAUAUGCCAACAGCAAGAGGCUUCAGGAGGAGAACUCCUCCGUGUCCCCUCGGCUCUUUGAGUGCUCGAACAAGACAGGUACCUUCUUGGCCACAGAGAUUGUGGACUUCACCCAGGAUGACAUGGAGGAGGAUGAUGUUUACCUGCUGGACACCUGGGACCAGGUUUUCUUUUGGAUUGGGAAAGGUGCCAACGAGUCGGAGAAGGAAGCAGCGGCGGUGAUGGCGCAGGAGUACCUGCGCAGCCACCCCAGCGGGCGCGACCUUGACACCCCCAUCAUCGUGGUGAAGCAAGGCCACGAGCCCCCCACCUUCACUGGCUGGUUUCUGGCCUGGGACCCUCUCAAAUGGGAUGACAAGAAAUCCUAUGAGGCACUGAAAGCUGAACUAGGGGAUGAAAGCAGCCUUGGGCAGCUCACCUCAGCAUUCACAUCCACACAAGAAGUUUUCACUGCCACCACCACCAUCCUCCCUGACAAACUGGAGACCUUCCCCCUGGAGGUGCUGGUGAACACCGCGGCAGAGGACCUGCCCCGGGGUGUGGAUCCCAGCAGGAAGGAGUACCACCUCUCUGACCAGGACUUCCAGACUGCUUUCGGCAUGAGCCGCUCUGCCUUCAGCAAUCUGCCUCUGUGGAAACAACAGAAGCUCAAGAAGGACAAAGGACUCUUCUAGGGCAGGAGCCUGUGCCGAGGCCCCCUCUAGGCUGCUGUUUUUACUAAAUAAAAUGGAUGUGGAGCUGGGGCUGUCUCUUCCCACCUGACCUACGGGCUCAGCCCAGCUGCAGUUUCUUUAACAGAGGGUAUGCAGGGGAGCAGGGAUCAUGACUGGGCCCUGAGACAGGGAAGGACUCUCAGCUGCUUCUCCACAGCCUUCAGCCCCAUGGUGCUCAGGGACAAUGCACAAGCUGGCCAGCCCCGCGGCAGCCCCGGGGACCCAGGGCUUCCACAUCCCACUCCAGCAGCAGCAGCUUCAGCCUGGGGCUAAAGGUCUGGUGCACACCUGGUACCACUCCCUCUGUUAUCGUGUGAAGCUCAGUAAAUAAGUGCAGUACCAAAGGUAAGAGUGACAAAGCCACAGGCUGAGAGGAGGGCAUGCGUGCGGGGACGUCAGCUGCUGCAGACAGACACCAGCGAGCACUUGUCAGCGUCCUGGGAGGGCAGCUCCCUCCCCUCCUGCUGGCGUUCCUUGAGGACACAGAGAGGGGCAGGGGGUUCCCCCCAGGGGUGCUCCUGGGCAAGCUGUGGAGGGCUGGCACGUGCGGGGAUGUCCCCUCAGGUGGUGACUCAGGAACUCAGAUGAUGUUCUCAGGCGACCGGGCAAUGUCUCAGCGGCCGAGGCGGGGCGGAGGUGCAGCGCCCAUCAGCUGCGGCAUCCGAGCGGCAGUGAGACGGCACACACCGAGAGAGGCUCAA